CUGACGUGUGGUGUCAAAUGUACGCCUUCUCGUCUCUUUAGUAGGUCAGAGGAACAGACGCGAGGAUGUGAAAGGGUUACGCGUCUACAGUAAUUAGACUCGCACUUCACGUCUGCGUCCUCCAAUACGGAGCUGCGAGAAGUUACGUCCACCCCCUCCAUUUCUCUCUUGCACACACACCGACACACACACACACACACACCGACACACACACGCCUCCCCACCAGCUCCUCGGUGCGUCUAAUACACUUGAAGAAUCUAAGCGCAAGCCUCCCCCGUUCACACACAACCCGUGUUGCGCGUGGAGCACAAAACACACGGAGAGAGAGAGAGGUGCCUUUACUCUCUUCUCCUGCUGUCCUGUUAACUUAUCCGUUCACAUAGAUGUUAAAAUCUAUGUGAACGCUAACCCUAACCCUAAAAAACUAAGUUCUAGAGAGACAUUUAUCUAUUUUCUUUUGGAAAGGCUUUUCUUUUGCGUGUACUUUUUAAAGCUUUAGCCUUUACCUUUUAAUGGGGUUUAUGAGGCAAAAGAUGUCUGGAUGAGAUGAUUUUUACACAAGCUGCUGAAAUGGAUCACAGACUUUCCAGAGGCAGCUGGGUACCGGUGACUGGGCUGGUUGUAUGUUUGCUUCUAUGUGCGUGCGUCGUGGACCUGGUCCUUGCACAGAUUCGUUACUCCAUCCCCGAAGAGCUGGAGCACGGAGCUUUUGUGGGCAACAUUGCCGAGGACCUGGGCUUGGACGUGGCCAAGUUGUCAGCACGUCGGUUUCGAAUAGUCUCCGGCGCAAAGAGGCAGUAUUUAGAAGUGAACUUGGAGAAUGGCAUUCUCUUCGUCAACGAAAAGAUGGACAGGGAGGAGCUGUGCGAACGAAGCCCAAGCUGUUUUUUACAUCUGCAGGUGGUCAUUGAAAACCCAUUAGAACUGUACAGAGUGGAAGUGGAGAUUCUAGAUGUGAACGACAACUCCCCGAGUUUCCCAUGGAGCGAGUUCAAUCUUGACAUCACGGAGUCGGCUGCGCCGGGCUCCUGUUUCCCGUUAGAGAGCGCACAGGACCAAGACGUGGGCACCAACUCGCUGCGCUCCUACCAGCUGAGCGCGAACGAGCACUUUGUACUGAAUAUCCAGACGCGCAACGACGGGAGCAAGUUUGCUGAGCUCGUGCUGGACACUCCGCUGGACCGGGAACAGCGGAAACGGCACGAAAUGGUCCUGACCGCCUUCGACGGGGGGUCACCGGAACGCUCUGGCACAGCCCUCAUAACCGUCACAGUGUUGGACGCGAACGAUAACGUGCCCGUAUUUGACCGCUCGGUUUACCGGGCGAGUCUGGUGGAGAACGCACCGCGGGGGACGAUGGUGCUGAAGCUGAACGCCACGGACCUGGACGAGGGCUCCAACGGAGAGGUGACCUACGCGUUUAGCGGACACGCACCCCUCAAGGUGCGCGAGCUGUUCAACGUGGACCCGUACACGGGUGAGAUCCGAGUGAAGGGCAUUGUGGACUACGAGAAAGCCAGUGUGUAUGAACUCUACGUGCAAGCAAAGGACAGGGGACCCUCGGCUGUGGCUGUGCACAGUAAAGUGCUCGUAGACAUCCUGGAUGUGAAUGACAACGCGCCCGAAGUCAUCCUCACGUCAGUCUCCACUCCGGUCCAGGAGGACGCGCCACCGGGCACGGUGAUUGCUGUCAUCAGUGUUAUGGACCGGGACUCGGGAGCGAACGGCAACGUUGACUGCCAAAUCCCGAGCAACGUCCCCUUUCAACUCCAUUCAUCUUUUAAGAACUAUUACACUCUGGUGACAAGCGAGUUUCUGGACAGGGAAGCCGUGUCUGAGUACAACAUCACACUGACAGCCCGAGACUUGGGCUCCCCUUCGCUCUCCACGAGGAAAACCAUCCUCGUUCAAGUGUCUGACAUUAAUGACAACCCCCCACGGUUCGCUCAACCUUCAUACACGGUUUACGUUACUGAGAAUAAUGCCCCGGGCGCUUCCAUUUGCUCCGUAACUGCAUUCGACCCCGAUUCUAAUCAGAACGCCUAUCUGUCCUACUCUAUUCUCGAGGGUCAGAUCCAGGGCAUGCCCGUGUCCACUUACGUCUCCAUCAACUCCGACAACGGUAACAUCUAUGCACUGCGCUCCUUUGAUUAUGAGCAACUUAGAAACUUUAUGAUUCUGGUGCAGGCGCGAGACGCCGGUUUCCCCCCCCUCGCCAGCAAUAUCACAGUCAACGUAUUUGUCUUGGACCAGAACGACAAUGCACCCGUUAUAGUGUCCCCGCUCCCCAAAAACGGCACCGUGGCCACGGAGGUGGUUCCGCGGUUGGUCGACGCCGGGUAUCUGGUUACCAAAAUAACAGCGCUAGACGCGGAUGCGGGGCAAAACUCGCGGCUCUCCUAUCAGGUGCUGCAGGCUACAGACCCGGGGCUGUUCAGCGUGGCCCUGUACACGGGCGAAAUCCGCACCAUUCGCCGACUCGUGGAAAAAGACGCAACGAGGCAAAGACUGGUCCUACUAGUCAAGGACAACGGGCAGCCGCCGCUCUCCGCCACCGUCUCCGUGGUCCUCACGGUGGUCGACAGCGUGCCCGAGUCCCUGUCAGAUUUCGGAGAUCUCGCGCUCAGCCCUCAGCCCGCCUCGAACGUCGCUCUCUACCUGAUCGUGUCACUAAGCACAAUCUCUUUAAUAUUCCUCGUGGCUAUAAUUGUGCUUGCUGCAAUCAAGUGCUACAAGGACCGUGAGACCCACAGUGGGUACAAGCUCCCCCCGUUCGCCUGCUGCUGUUGCGGGGGGUUUCAGCCAGAUCCGCCUCCAGAAGUGUUCAAAAAAUCCAACCUCAACCUACAGAUUUCAUCCGCGGCUAAAGUGCCCACGAACUGUAUGGAGGUAAAUGGAAACAGCAGUCUCUCCCAGUCAUAUUGUUAUAAAGUGUGCCUGACUCCCGAAUCUGCCAAAAGUGACUUCAUGUUUCUGAAGCCGUGCAGCCCCGGCAGCACGCCGAGGAACAACGAGGCGAAGAGCGCAGAAAACGCGUGGAACGCGCCAAGCCGGAGCGCAUCUGUGAACAAUGGAGCAACUACUCCAAACGAGUUGAAGCAGCCAAACACAGACUGGACUCUGACGAAAAAUCAGAACUCCUCCAUCAAAAGUUAUAACUCCAUCAACAUGGAUGGCACCCUCAUGCGAAAGGCCAUGCACGCCGAUCCAGAAAACUAUGUCACAUCCAUGGCGCCCGGACAAUAUUGGACCUGGGGAACCCACAUGAGAGGGGUGAAAGACUACAAGAUGUCUCCCUCUACAAGUGAGGUCCGCUCUCGCCCCUGGACUCCUCGGUGCACUCCUCCUCCCCAACAGCAGCAGCCAUCAGUCCCACCCCACCCUCACCCUCACCCACACCCUCACCCACCCCCUGACUACCACCACAAUGUGUACAUCCCUGGAACCCCAUCGGGUUUCUGCACCCUGAGGCCCGCAGCGCAGCGAAGCGACCUGGACGUCCACAACGCUUUCUCCACCUUCGGCAAGAGACGACGUCUUCAGAUGUCCCCCCAGGGAGAGGCGGCGAUUAUAAAUAAUGACCUGUACAAUGACUGACAUUUGAGUGGCAGUCAAAGCGGAUUCUUAGAAUGACAUAUGACCUCAUAUGAAAGCAGGGGAAGAGAACAUUCAGCUCACAGAUUAAUAAACGUAUGAUUUCUAAGUUGGAUGACAAAUACACAUAAAAGUGAUUUAACAUAACAUUGUGGCUAAAAUGCUGAAGGGAAAUAAAGUCUGAUGGCUAUUUGUGUGAGAAGCCACUGCAACGUGGUCAAUGUAUAAAUCCACAUGUUAUUAUUAUUUAGACAAUCAAAAAGAAGCAGCAAUUACAUCCAAAAUGUAUUGGACAAAGCAUUAGUGGACAAUUAUUUUGCACCCCUUAUGCAUUUCUAUUUGUUGGUUUUCUUUUUGUAUAAUGUUUGUUUGCUGAGCUUGUGUGAAUAUUACAACGUAUUAUAAUGUAUAUGCAAGCAGCAAAAUGAUGCAGAGAACUGUAUAGAGGGGGAUUUUCCCAAAACAUGUACUGUAUACAUUUAUGAAAAUAAAGUAUUUUUUUCACAAGGUCUAGGUGAUGACUCAGAGA
Messenger RNA from Pungitius pungitius (ninespine stickleback), 4124 nucleotides. RefSeq lists its product as uncharacterized. The transcript has 4 exons. Gene Ontology annotation, biological process: homophilic cell-cell adhesion. The coding region runs from base 548 to 3598 and encodes 1016 amino acids. The record is from RefSeq and is a predicted model, not a curated record. Gene Ontology annotation, molecular function: calcium ion binding. Gene Ontology annotation, cellular component: plasma membrane. NCBI's taxonomy places the organism in Eukaryota, Metazoa, Chordata, Actinopteri, Perciformes, Gasterosteidae.